CGGGGCGGGUACGAGCGGCGGCAGCGGCUGCGGGCGGAGCUGACCAAGCAGGGUCUCAAGCGCUCCCUGAGCGACGAGGACCUGGCGGACCUGCUGCUCUCCGCCUCGCAGACCCGCACCGCCUCCUUCAGCCGCCUGGCCGCUGCCACCGCACGCAGGGUCACCGCCAACUCGCCCACCACCGCCGCACAACCGCCCCCCGCCGCCAACCCACAUCACCAGCACCACCACCAGCACCACCCAUUACCGCCACUACCGCCGCAGCAGUAUCAGUAUCAGCUCCGCAGCAGCAGCACCCCUCCGCCGCCGCCCAGCUACCUGGCCACCGGCGGCAGGCGACUGUCACUCAACAGCAUGGGCCGCGGCCUCUCCAUGCGCCCACCGCCCCCCUCCGCCUCCCUUCUCAACAUUGGCGGUGGCGGUGGUGGUGGUGGUGGUGGCGGGUACCUCAGCUGCAACCCCAGCG
Molecule: messenger RNA, 466 nt
Organism: Astrephomene gubernaculifera
Lineage: Eukaryota; Viridiplantae; Chlorophyta; Chlorophyceae; Chlamydomonadales; Astrephomenaceae
Source: the annotation of a GenBank genome assembly